GAGCGCGGCCGGGGCGGUCGCCGGCGCUUCGCCUCCCGCCGCCCCCGCCGCGCCCCGUCGUCCCCUUCCUCCGCCCCGCCCCACCCCCGUUCCGCCCCGUCGCGACCUCUCCCCGCCCCGACAAAAAUGGUCCCCGCCCCGUUUCGGUCUCUGGUAAAUUCUAUUAUUAAAACGUAUCAUUCCGUUCUUUUCAAAAUAUAUCAUAAAUAGAAAAUUUUUACACUUUAUAUUAUUAGAUAUUCUGUUUCAACAGUCAACAUCAUUGUCACCAUCACAAACAAAACAUUUAAAAAAAAAAAAUUCUGCUCAAAAUUAUCCAUCAUCAUUAAUUAAAUCAAAACCACCAGUAUGUAUAGAAACAGAUUAUAUUGAAGAAUCUUCGAAAGUUACAAAUAAAUCCAAUUAUUUAAAUGAUAUAUUAAUGGAUGGAAAAUAUAUGAAUGAUGUAGAUUUUGAAAAUUUGAUUAAAGAUCAAGCAUCGGAUUUUUAUUGGGAAGUUUUGGCUGAACGUGCUCGAAUAAAAUUGGUUGAUCAACAUAGAGAAAAUCAACAACUUCAUGAAUUACUUGAUGAGUUAAUCAAGGAACAUAGACAAUUAGAAGAAAAAACGCAACCUUAUGAAAACUUAAUAAAUAUUUUCAAAAAAAUAAUGUCCAUUAAAAAAGAAAAUAAUAAUUGUGAAGAAAAUAAAUCAAAUACUAAUGGAAUCAAAACGCUGUUAUUGUUCCACUUAUUACAGUUGCUUCAAGAAAAAGAACAAUGGCUUCAGGAAAAACAACAAUUACUUCAAGAAAAAGAACAAUUGCUUCAGAAAAAACAACAAUUGUUUCAGGAAAAACAACAAUUGCUUCAGGAAAAACAACAAUUGUUUCAUCAAAAACAACAAUUGUUUCAUCAAAAACAACAAUUGCUUCAAGAAAAACAACUGUUACAAAUAAUAGAAAAUAUGAAAAAAUAA
Molecule: messenger RNA, 958 nt
Organism: Rotaria sp. Silwood2
Lineage: Eukaryota; Metazoa; Rotifera; Eurotatoria; Philodinida; Philodinidae
Source: the annotation of a GenBank genome assembly